Molecule: messenger RNA, 3180 nt
Organism: Auanema sp. JU1783
Lineage: Eukaryota; Metazoa; Nematoda; Chromadorea; Rhabditida; Rhabditidae
Source: the annotation of a GenBank genome assembly
AUGGAUACCGAUAGUGCCUUACGUCGAAGUUUGCGAAAAAUUAAUCCUUUCAAGAAUAGUUUAUUCCGUUUGCCUGCUACACCACGUUUAUCGCGCAGUAAAAAAGUUGGAAAUGGCGAAGAUGUGGUUACGGAAUGGAAUUUCGAGCGUGGAUCAUCUGGACGAUGCUCUACCAAUUCGGUCAGACGACUACAAACACCACCUAGUCCGGACACCGUUUCUCUUCCGGUUUUUCACAAGCCGCCACCCACACAUACCAUUCCUCAACCGCCACAACCAGAAGAAGCUCAAAAGAGUAUACAUGAACAUAUGCGACAGAUUUUAAGCUGUUCAGCUUCUGCUUCUGCGACACCUUUAACUUCUCCAAUGUUUCAACGACAAACAUACACAACAUCUUCCCAAAAUAGAUAUUUACCUCUGCCCAACACCAAAUAUCGAGCUGAUGGACAAGUGUGUGAAGCCUAUUGGGCCAAAGAGUUUCAUGAUGAUGCAUCUCUUCACAACUCAACUCUAUCACUUUUGAACACUGGACGUCGAAGUGUCAUCUAUGACAUUCCGCAUCAUCAACAACAACAACAACACUACCAGCAGCAACAGCAACAGCAACAGCAGUUUUUCCAAAGAAAUACUUCAACACGUAAUUCCUCAUCUUAUCCCUUAAAUGGAAUUACACGUCCAUCCUCAGCUGAUCCAUUUAAAAGAAAUCGUUCAACCCCCAUAGGGAUGUUGAAUUCUGGGGCAACUGCCACAUUGAAUCCAUCUCUCGGGGGCUCCAAUUCGAAAAGUUCUUCAAAUGGUUUAAAUAACCUGAAGCCAUUGUUUUCGUUACCAACCAUCCAAACUUCUUCACAAAUCGACGACACAUUUAUUGCGCGCGAAUGGGUCUUCAAGGAAAUUUAUCAAGCAGCGAUUGUUGAGAAGGUGCCUCUGACUCUUAUUGAGGGACAGAAAGGUUCAGGCAAAUCUAGUAUUUACAACCAGCUUGUCUAUAAUUCACCUUUCCAUUCCGGACAGGCUUCUGAUACUAUCGAUUCUGGAUGUGUUUCUGAUUCUUACACAAUACCAUCGAGAAAUUAUGAGUGGAUGAGAGCAGUUGCUGGUCGAGUCGUUGCUUAUCACACUUGCUCAAUUCAAGAUGCUUCUUCCUGUGCUAUCCCAGAGUUUGUGUGUAAUCUGGGAGCUAUGUUGGCUGCAUCACCUGUUCUCAAAAGUUAUUCAACUAUUCUUCAAAAAAAACCUGAACUGACGAACUUAUUGAGACUCGAGGAAUGCUUGAAAUACGAUAGCAUCCAUGUUUUCGAACGAGCUAUAGCUGAACCUCUCUCUCAAUUGAAAUCAACCGAUCAAGGGAGUCUGGUCAUUCUUAUUGACGGAAUAGAUGAAGCUGAAUACCAUCGUUGUGAAGAUGGACGCUCAAUCGGAGUCUUCCUUUCCCAAGUAAUUGAUUACCUUCCUUUCUGGGUCCGAGUAGUUGCUACUACGGAUGCUUCUUCUCUGUCCAAUUUUGAAGCUAAGAAAAGAAGAUCUGUUAGAAUUGACGACUGCUCAUUGGAUGAGAGAGUUGUACGAGACAACCGUAUGUACAUUGAAUAUCGCAUCGGAAUGUUCCGUGAAUUGGAAGAUUCGAUUGUCACUUCUCGACGAAAUUCUGUAAUCGAUCCUCUAUCAGCUUUCUCUGAACAAGUUGUUGAAAAGGCUAAUGGAAACAUGCUAUACAUUCGAUUGUUACUCCAAUUAUUGGAAACUGGAAAGCUCAGGAUGGCUUCCUUAGCUUCAACAAUCCUUCCCGAUGAUAUAUCAGGAUUGUAUGUCAUGUACAUGGAUUUAACUUUUGCAUUUGCAACUGCCUUCUCUCGAGUAUCCCCAGCAUUAUCAGUUUUAUUGGCAUCGCUUAGGCCUUUGGAUCGACAGACUCUCUCGGAUAUUUUGAAUUCGGGACCAGCUGAUACUCAUGUAGAUUUGAAUGAAGUCAAUCAAAUGUUGACUGUUCUCUCUCCUCUGCUUACGUAUGGACCUGAUGGAGAAAUAUCUUUACAUCAUCCCGCUUUCCGAGAUUGGCUCAUUCGUAACGAUGCCUCUGCUAAGUAUCCAACGGAUGUUCGAAAAGGACAUUUGCUGAUCGCCCUAUGGUUGUCUAAUAUUGCUCCAUUAGAAACGCCGCAGUUGUUCGAACUUGGACAUCACCUCCUAAAAGCUCAUCCUUACAAGUACAUGCACGGCGAAUAUGUUCCAGAGCUGACUUCUUCUAAAGACGGUCAGAUUUUGUGGAUCCAGAAAAGCUCUGACAACAUGGCAGCCGCUUUACUUGACAAUCGCAAUAUGCACUAUCCAAAUACUAAAGUUAGUCGGCUUCUUCUUGUAGCCGGAGCUGAUCCAUCAUAUUGCCCAUCCGUUUCUUCAAAAUCUUCCGAUAUUCCUUUAUCCGUUUCUCAAAAAGCGGUAGCAGCAGGUCACUGGUCCUUAGUCUCUCUGUUGCUACACUAUGGGGCUGGCUUACAUCCGGACAUGGGACCAUCUCUUCUCACAAUUGCUGCCAAAAAUGGGAACUUUGAAAUUGUACGUCAAUUACGAACCAUGGAUGAUGAUAUAUCAGAAGCUGUUAGAGAAGCUGCUGCAAACAACCAUUUACAAAUACUCAUAUUUCUGUUGUCAACUCAUUGGCCUUCGGAAAAUAGUAAACUCGAGGCGAUUGAGGAAGCUGUUUAUGCAGCAGCUGCACAAGGACAUGUAUCUAUUUGUCAACAUUUGAUUGACAAUCAUUCCCAAGUUGAUUUCUCCAGACCUAUGAGAGUUGCUUGUGAGAAUGGAAAAGCUGCUGUUGUUCAAUUUUUCAUUUCACGAGGAGCUACAUUGUCUUCUUUGUCAUGGCCAUCAGAUAAGUCUACGAUUCAUUGCGCAGUCGAAAGUGGAAGCUGGGAUUUAGUCGUGGCCGUUCUUUCACUUCCUCAAUCUAAUCUCGAAGUGACUGAUGCUGAAGGGCGAACUCCUUUGAUUUGUGCUGCCCGGUGUGGUCAUGUUGGUCUUAUCGAUAUGUUGAUUAAUAAAGGUGCAAAUGUGAAUCAUCGUGACAUAAGUGGAUGGACUGCCAUAAUGCAUGCUAUUCGAAAUGCUCAUUUGGCUUCUGUGCAAUUAUUGCUAGAUAAGGAAGUUGACAUUCACGGCAUAGAUGUAAAUGGUUAG